AAAAGCAUUUCAGACUGGGCACUUCCUUUCGCUGAUCUUGACUCAUAGCACUUGGAGUCUGUCCUUACGCACAAGUUUUGUGCCACGUUCUCCUGCUUGCAAUGGACAGACAAGUGACAUAUGCUGAUUUAAACUUAUCCAGGGGUCCUUGCCUGGAAAGUUCAUCACCCCCAUCCCUUCCUCAGGACAUCUGUCAAGGUCCACCUUGGCAUCAGUUGGCUCUGAAACUUGGUUGUACUGGGGUUAUUCUUCUUACCUUGACUGUGAUUGGGUUGAGUAUUUCAGUAAUAUUCUUAAGACAAAACUUGUCAAUAGAAGAAAGCGGUGUGGAUGUUCACGAGAACAGGAAUGAAACAACAGAGAAACCAGAUCUGUUAAAGUGCCCAAAAGAUUGGCGUCUACUCCGAGAAAAAUGUUUGUUUUUUUCUCUCGCUUCCAACACUUGGAACUACAGUCUAGCUGACUGUUCCACACAAGAAUCCAGUUUGCUGCUUUUUCAAGAUCCAGAAGAACUGAGACACGUACAAAGCCUGAUACCUAAAAAAGAAUUUCUGUUUUGGAUUGGAUUAAAUUUAACAUUAUCAGAGAAGAAAUGGAAGUGGAUAAAUGGGUCAUUUUUAAAUCCAAACGUAUUACGUAUUGUUGGUUAUACUAAGAAAAACAGCUGUGUUUACGUCUCACCGACAGGAAUUUUUUCUGAGGACUGUGACACAGACAAUAAAUGGAUCUGUCAGAAAGAACUACAACCUGUCAGAAAUAAGGCGUGUUCGGGCUCUUGACUACGCAUUCCCUCUCAAUUUCUCUACUUUCCAUCACAGGUCUCUGCAUCUAUACAGCUAACUUAGCCCGAUGUG
Messenger RNA from Herpailurus yagouaroundi (jaguarundi), 854 nucleotides. RefSeq names its product killer cell lectin-like receptor subfamily B member 1. Bases 102 to 779 code for a protein of 225 amino acids. The record is from RefSeq and is a predicted model, not a curated record. Lineage: Eukaryota; Metazoa; Chordata; Mammalia; Carnivora; Felidae. Gene Ontology annotation, cellular component: plasma membrane; cell surface. Gene Ontology annotation, biological process: regulation of natural killer cell mediated cytotoxicity. The transcript is spliced from 7 exons. Gene Ontology annotation, molecular function: signaling receptor activity.